Molecule: messenger RNA, 1485 nt
Organism: Alternaria novae-zelandiae
Lineage: Eukaryota; Fungi; Ascomycota; Dothideomycetes; Pleosporales; Pleosporaceae
Exons: 4
Coding region: 1-1485 (494 amino acids)
Molecular function (GO): protein binding
Source: RefSeq, a predicted model, not a curated record
AUGCUCGCUAAUCCCCGCGGUAGUGCAGACAUGGAGCCACCACCACCACCCACCAACAUGUUCCACCAAGGCAGCCUACAGAGCGGAAUCGCGCUUGCCAUUCAGGAGCAGAAACUCGUUGCCUGCUUCGUUCGAGACGACGGCGCCACGAGCCACGAGUGGGAAGGCGAGUGGCUGAAGAGCGGAUGGCUGUCGACUCUGCUCCACCAAAAAGCGGUCGUCCUGCGACUCGAAGCGGGCUCGACCGAAGCCGGUUUUCUGGCUGCCUUCUCCGAUGUCUCGAGCGUGCCCACUUUCGUCGUCAUCCAGAACGGCCAACUCCAAGUUCAACUCAAGAACGAUGCCACGAGAGAUGACUUUAUCAACUCAAUCCGACGCGUCCUGGGAGCGAAUCCCAUCCCAGCCUCCAACGCAGCACCAACCUCUCCCCCACACGCAAGCACACCAGAACCUACGAAUAGUAUAGCGAAUGCUGCAGCCGAAGACGACCUGUAUGGCCUCCCCGAAACCUCACUACCCACCCUCACGUCCAACACACCAGGCAAGCAAAAAGCCACAGGCUCCCAGCACCCCACUCUCCCAUCCACAUCCGCCACCAAAGCCCAACAAGAAGCCCGCGACGCCCUGCGAAAGAAGAAACGAGAAGAUGCCGAAGAGUUAGCCCGUAUAAAAGCACGAAUAGAAGCCGACAAAGCAGCGCGCAAAGUAGAUGCCGAAUUGCGCAAAGCAGAACGCGAAAAGGAGAGGAACAAGGGCGCACUACGAGCCCCCGACACAUCACAGCCAGUGCCAACGUCCUCGCGAGGCACCAACUCCAAAACCGUCGCUCUCAAUGUUCGUUUGUUCGAUGGCCGCACCAUUCGCUCUACAUUCCCUCGCUCCGCCACCCUGCAGACUGACGUGCGGUCCUGGGUUGACACUGAGUUUGGGAAAUUGACCCAGGAUGACGAGCACAUCAACAACAAACAACUGCCUCCUUACUUUUUCCGACAUAUACUCGCUCCAUCGCCCAGUCGUGAGCUCUCUGCCGGCGACGAGGCCGUCGAGUUGGGCGAUAUUGAUCUAGCGCCCAGUGCGACGUUGGUACUGGUGCCAGUAAAGGGUUACUCGGAUGCGUAUUCCGGGGGCACUGGAGGAGGUAUAGCAGGAGCCGCGACGGGCAUCGUUGGCGGGGCCUUUGGGCUUCUCACUUCUACUGUUGGCUACGUGGGGAGUACCAUCAGCUCCGUUAUAGGCUACGGGGCGCAACACGAGCAAGGUGGUGAUGGUAGUAGCAGUAACAACCAUGGCGGUGGUGGUCGUACCAUGGGCAGCAGACCUACCCGGGAUCCCAGUCACGAUCCUGUGCUGGAUCAGGCAACUUCGGGUGGGAUGAGGGUAAGAACGCUGGCGGACCAGCGGGCAAGAGAUGUACCUCAACAGUUCUAUAACGGGAAUCAGUUGAGUACUGAACCUAGGCCUGAGGACAACGAUAAGCGAGAUUGA